Molecule: messenger RNA, 5306 nt
Organism: Neocloeon triangulifer
Lineage: Eukaryota; Metazoa; Arthropoda; Insecta; Ephemeroptera; Baetidae
Product: sodium-dependent proline transporter-like
Exons: 12
Coding region: 93-2195 (700 amino acids)
Biological process (GO): sodium ion transmembrane transport
Cellular component (GO): membrane
Molecular function (GO): glycine transmembrane transporter activity
Source: RefSeq, a predicted model, not a curated record
GCUGAGAGGGUGCAGCUCACCCCUUUGUGUGCCGCUCUUUUUCGCUCUGUUCAUCCUUCUUCAUGGAGUGGUAAGGCUGCCUUUGUGAUAAAAUGAAAUCGAAGGAAGAACCCACCGUCGCUGCCAGCAUGGCCAAGGAACAAGAGGACGCUACGCAGGACAAAGUGCCACCACUUCGAGCAAAGCUGGGACGGAGCAACACGAUGUCCCCACCCCCCACAACGUCCAACAUCCCUCGGGUGCCCCGGGGAGGCUCUCUACGGGAACGACACCGGUCCAUGGACAAAGACCAUCCGGCCCAUCACAACCGGCACCGUCGUUUUUCGGCCCACAUUGUGGCGCGCCGCGAGUCCAUGUUUGAACGCGGCGCCUCGCUGGAUGCGUCAAUACGGAGGCCCUCGUUGGCCUCAGUGGCCGAACGGGGCAACUGGGGCAACCGUUGGGAGUUCCUUCUGUCGUGCGUCGGCCUCUCCGUCGGCAUCGGCAACGUGUGGCGCUUCCCAUAUUUAGCCUAUCAGAAUGGCGGUGGUGCUUUCCUUAUCCCGUAUAUUAUAAUGCUUGCCCUUGCCGGCAAACCCAUGUACUUUCUCGAGCUGGCCAUUGGACAGUUUGGAGGCGUCGGGCCCAUCGCUCUUUGGAAUUGCUGUCCAGUUAUGAAAGGUGUUGGCUGUGCAAUGGUUACUGUGUCAUUGGUUGUGUGCAUCUACUACAACGUGAUCAUGUCCUACACCCUGCACUACAUGGGUGCCUCCUUGGCCGCCGAGGUCCCUUGGGCCAAGUGUGACCCCGAGUGGGCCGACAUGGAAACUUGCUACGUGCGGGGAGGCGCCACCAACACAAACCAUUCCGACAAUGACCCUUAUCCCACUACCAAGCAUAGAGAAACUGCCAGUUUGCAGUACUGGGAACGAAAAGUGCUGGCCUUAUCUAGCGGUAUUGAAGAUUUGGGCCCCAUCAAAUGGGACCUGGCGCUGUGCCUCUUCAUCUCAUGGUGCAUCGUGGUGCUGUGUCUUGUGAAAGGCAUCAAAACGUCCGGCAAGGUCGUGUAUUUCGCGGCGACUUUCCCAUAUGUCAUCUUGUUGACGUUGCUGGUGACAGGUCUUCUGCAGCCCGGCGCCAUUGAUGGAGUGCUCUUCUUCAUCCUGCCCACUUGGAGCAAACUCUUGGACAUACAGGUCUGGCGGGCUGCGGCAGGACAAAUGUUCUUCUCACUCAGCGUCUCUAUGGGAGGCCUCAUUAUGUACAGCAGUUACAAUGAUUUCAGGAACAAUGUGUACAGGGAUGCGCUUGUUGUAAGUGUGCUGGACACCAUAACGUCUAUCAUCUCAGGGAUGGUCACUUUUUCUAUCUUGGGUGCCAUGGCAACCGAUCUUGGCGUGCCGAUCGAUCAAGUUGUAAAGGAAGGUCCCGGCUUGGCGUUUGUUGCCUACCCUGAGGCGCUGCUCCGAUUGCCGUGUCCCCAAUUUUGGUCUGUUCUCUUUUUCUUGAUGCUCUUUGUGCUGGGCUUGGAUAGCGAGUUUGCCCUAUUGGAAAAUGUUCUCACAAGUAUAUCGGACGAGUUUACAUGGCUGAGGAACCACAAACUCAUCUUUUGCGUUGUCACGGCGUGUUUCUGCUAUAUUGUUGGAUUACCCUGUGUCACACACGGAGGCAACUAUGUUCUUACUCUGAUGGAUGUGUACGGUGGCGGCGUUGGAGUGUUGUUUAUCGCGAUUGCAGAAUGUAUUGGCCUGCUUUGGAUAUACGGUCUAGGCAGAAUUGCGUCUGAUCUCGAGUUCAUGCUUGGAAAUAGACCCAACGCUUAUUGGAGGAUCACCUGGUCUUUCCUCGCGCCCGUCAUACUCCUGCUGAUUUUCCUGUAUUCAUUGGUAUUCCACGUGCCCCUGCGCUAUGAAGAAUACUUAUAUCCUAGCUGGGCCAACAUGAUCGGCUGGGCCCUGGCCUGCGUUUCCAUGCUGCAAAUUCCUAUUUGGGCCAUUUACAUGAUUUGGAAACAGCCAUCUGGCACGUUGUGGGAAAAGAUGAAAAUGUCCGCAAGAUCGACCCCUGAAUGGGGACCCUCGGACUCGACUCUACGGGCCGACUGGGUUGCAUUUACCCAGCAAAAUGUGCCAGGAACUUUGCUCACCGAACAACGGAAAGACUGCAACUCCACGCCAAUCAACAUUGGUGACAAGAUAGGAGAACCAUUAUGAUGUCAGGAAAAGCCUAAUGGGGUGACAUCGGUUUGAAAGGUCAAGCUUAAUGUGAUCUGUCAUUUCUGGCGGCAAAUUAUUCAGCAGAAGUGAGAUGAAAUUUUAACCUUGUUUAUAAAUAUCGCUAGUCGAAAAUGAAAGAAAACGAUUUGACUAAAUCUCAGAGAGUGCGCUGGUAUGACAGAGUUAUUGCUUUGGAAUUAAUUGCACUUGUGGACUGUAUACAUCUCUGGAUUCGUGUCACUAACACAAUAAUUUAAAUAAUUGAAUUAAGCGCCGCCGCAUAUUUUUGUAAAUUUGACACCAGGCUAUUAUAAUUGAUGUUGAGUAUGUUUUGAAUUGAGCGCUGGGAUCUUUUAUCACAGCCAGUCUCCCGCUUGUGGGAGCUCAAAGCGCAAAUGGAAACUCUAAUCUGGAUUCUUUUGUUGCUAAAUUACAAAUUGAUUUGUGUUUGGGAUUCUGAUUUACUGACGAACUAGUCAUUUGCCAUCAAUGAACCCAAAAGUAGACUUUGUGAUCUCCGCGAAAACAGAAUUAAUUUUUGUUCCUUAAUUUAAUUGUCAUAUUUAAUAAUAAGACGUGGAAAAUAACAUUAUGUUUGAAACCUUGAAAUCAAUCACACGACAAGUGAAUUUUUUGGUUAAUCAUUAAGUUUUUCAUGGACACUCAAUUUUUCGUUGGAAAGCGCAGAGAAAACAAAUAAUCAACAUUAUAUUGAUGCUGAAUUAAUAUGUGUCAAGACACGCUGCUUUGUAAUAUUUUAGGGAGCAAUUACUCGAGAAAUAUCAUAUUAGAGUUUUGUUAAGAUAUUAAUUUAAAGUUUUAAAAGCAAUUUUUAAGGCUAAAUAAAUAAUGCCCUCUGACUGCAAUCCUGUAAAAAGGAAAUCCUUUUCUUUAAGGUUUGAUGCUCUAGGGCAGCUAGUAAAUUAAAGAAUUUUUUAUAAAAUUCUCAAUUAAAGUCACAAAGCUGCAGCGCUCCACAGCUGAGAAAUUUGAGCACUAGACGUGUACUGUUGUUGAUUGCGUAAUUAUAUUAAUGUUGAUAACGUACUACGAUAUUGCGACGCAAUUAUACAUGUCUGGGAAAAAUAGUAAAGUUAUAUAUUGAUGUUGAAUGGUUAAAAAGUUGUAAUAGACGAUUGACACUAGACAAGGCAAGAGGUUUUAACCUACGUAAUUGAGACUUAAACGGGAGGAUAACAAAUAUUAUAAAAAGCAGGGUUUUCAAACUUAGGAAGCGACGUAGAUGUUGAAUUAUUGAAAGUCCCUAAAACGUUAAAUUCACUGUUAAUACAAGCAAUAAUAACCUAGAGUUGGUAAAUAUAUAUCGGUAUAUUUAUACAAAAAACCAAGAUGAUAUAUUUAUUAUGCUGGUGCAAAACUUAAUGAUAUACUGUAUACAUUAUUAAUGUUAAAUGUUUGGCAAAGCAAGACGUGUCAUGUGGAGUAGAAAAAUCGUAACUGUGAAGAAAUGGUCCACUUGGUAUCCUGGCGUUGUACAGCCAACUAUUGCGGGCCGUGUUCAGUCACACUUAAAAAAAUGAUAUGUGGUUGAUAAUAAGUGUUCUUGAUGUGUUCUCUGACGAUCAAUAAUUUUCAGAUAUAGAUAGAAGAGAGACGUUAUUUAUUUCCAGAGUUGAGGUCAAAUUCAAAUCUUUGCUGAAUCAUCACGUCCAAUACCCAGGUCAAAAGUAACACAAUAAUUAAAACGAAUUAGUAUAAAAAAAAUGUUUCUGAAUAUUUAAAUUCAUUCGUUCUCUAGAAUUUUCUCAGAUUGAAUCAACUAAUGGAAAUUAGAAAUUUAAAUAAAGCGAUAAAGUGCCUCAGUGCCUUUUUGCCAUCACUGACUUGUCGCGUUAAUGUUCCACUUUGACAGUCGAUUGGGCCGAGAUUUGAUUUGACCUCGCCUGCAGUGCAUUAUUUUUAGCAGAGAGAGAGAGAUGAUGUAUUUACAACACAAUUAAUAUAUAUAUAAAUAUAUCAAGCCGUUGUCAGUGUUCAUUGUAACUAACACAAAGUAAAACUCUCUAUAUCCUUUAUACACCCCCAUUCAAUGGCCAUGUUUAACAAGUUCAAAAAUAAUUUAUAGUGACAUAUUUAGCAGAAAAAUAUCACAAAGUCCUGUAAGAAGUGAACAAUGGGCCAGUAACUGUUGUUAACGUAUGUCUUAUCAGGCGUGGAGUUUCUCAGCAUGGCGCGGAAAGGGAGAAUUCGAAAGGCCGUCACUGAUUUAUGCGAAUUAUUUGCCCCAACAACAAAAUAGUGAUAAACGCUCAACAUGUUCCAGAACAAUAAAACUCUAGGUUGUAAGCACACUCACUGUACACGACGUAUAUCGAAUUAGAGUAAUUUUGAAAAUUUUGAGAACAAUGAUAAACUAGCACAAUAGAACGAGAUAUUCAAAAAUUAUUUUAAAAUUUUGCCUGCUUUUCUCUAAUUUAAAUCCAUUUAGUGCUGCAAUAACUGAAUAUUUUGUUUGACUCCAUAAAUAUUGAAAAUGCGCCCAAAAUACAAGUAUAAAAAUUGCUCAUAUAAAAUUGGUGAACAUAAUGAAGUAAAAUUAUUUUUCAUAUGAGCAUUUUAUGUUAUUGGGGGACCGAACAUGCUCAAGGGAGCGGCGAGCAGAGAAGUUUCCCAGCACUGGGAAGUACAAAUGAACGAAAAAGUUAAGCAAGCCCAAUAAACGCUGUGGGUUCGCCGAUUGUGUGUAAAAUAAUUAUCUACUUCAUAUUCCCCUAAAGCGCAUCAACACCAAUAAACAUGUUGAAAUAUAAUUGUUGUUGCUCUUUGUUUUAUGUGCUGAUUGUAAAAUGUAAAAAAUCUGCAAAACCAAUGCCAUGUCAUUUCAAUUAUUGUAAAAACAGAUUAAUGUAAAACAAUUUUGAGGAAAAUUAACGAUUUCUUUACAAAUGGCAAUAUGUAUUUUACAGAGUGUGGAACCAAGAAAGUGUCAGUUUUAAUUAUAUGAUACAACUAAAGAAUGUCCAAUUAAAGCAUGAGAACCCUUUUGUUAUUAUACUGUAUGAUAUAGAGCGAUUUGAAAUUUAGGCCUUGUUAUUUUUUAUGUGAUUCAGUGCAGGUUACCAACAACAGAAUGUCACACAUUUUGAA